Messenger RNA from Exophiala bonariae, 762 nucleotides. RefSeq lists its product as uncharacterized. Lineage: Eukaryota; Fungi; Ascomycota; Eurotiomycetes; Chaetothyriales; Herpotrichiellaceae. Gene Ontology annotation, cellular component: cytoplasm. The coding region runs from base 1 to 762 and encodes 253 amino acids. The transcript has a single exon. Gene Ontology annotation, molecular function: alcohol dehydrogenase (NAD+) activity. The record is from RefSeq and is a predicted model, not a curated record.
AUGUCUUACCAAACAACUGUUCUGGUAACGGGUGCAAAGGCCGGGAUCGGCAAAGGGUUGCUCGAAGCCUAUGCAUCUCGUCCAAACACCCUCGCCGUUGCUGCGAUUCGAAACGGUCCAGAGUCUCCUGAAGCACUUGCCCUCACCUCGCUCCCUACCGCGCAGGGUAGCAAGAUCGUUGUGGGUCAGUAUGAUGCGGGCGACAAAUCAUCUGCAGUCAAUCUCGUGGAAUACCUCACCCGGACUCAUGGCAUCAAGACCUUGGAUAUUGUGGUCGCCAAUGCAGGUAUCCUCAAACACUAUGGUCCGGCGAAAGAAGCCAGGUCCGAGUUGAUUGAAGAGCACUUCCGGGUCAACACCGUAGGCCCGAUUCUCUUGUACCAAGCAACUCGAACCUUGCUACUUGCUUCCACCCAACAGCCGAAGUUCUUCAUCAUUUCUUCAAGUAUCGGCAGCAAUGCCCUGCAAGACAACUUUCCAUUGGAAGUGCUCGCCUACGGCACAUCCAAGGCAGCCGUCAACUGGGUAGCUAGUCGGAUUCACCGCGAGGAAGAUCGCCUAGUUGUGAUUGCCAUGCAGCCCGGCUGGGUCACCACCGAUAUGGGCAUAAGAGCGGCUGAAUCGGCGGGCCUGACAGCGGCUGAUGUCCCUGUAAGCAUCGAAGAAAGCGUUGGUGGACUGGUAAGCUUCUUCGACAAGGCUGAUAGAUCAGCACAUGGUGGAAAGUUCUGGGAUCAGAAGGGUGAACAAGUUCCGUGGUAG